Messenger RNA from Varroa destructor (honeybee mite), 4895 nucleotides. RefSeq lists its product as uncharacterized. Gene Ontology annotation, biological process: regulation of transcription by RNA polymerase II. Gene Ontology annotation, molecular function: protein binding; sequence-specific DNA binding; DNA-binding transcription factor activity, RNA polymerase II-specific. The record is from RefSeq and is a predicted model, not a curated record. NCBI's taxonomy places the organism in Eukaryota, Metazoa, Arthropoda, Arachnida, Mesostigmata, Varroidae. Gene Ontology annotation, cellular component: nucleus.
GAUGUAAGCAAAAUAGUAAAAAUUCUGUGUAAAUUAAGGACAGCGAUGUGAAUUGAAACGAAUUACGCAGUAGUGACUCAUUUUCGUGCUUGAAUUACUAUUUGACUGUUGAUUUGCCAAAAAGUGUGUCUAGCCGAAAAUGCUUUCCGAACCAUCCAACAAACUUUGUGGAGUGUGUGGACACAGCAGUCAUCACGAAGACGGAUGCGAUCUAAUUGCUCUUAAGGCUACGAGGCUGGUAAAGGACAGUGUAAUCCCAACCAAGGCUCAGCUUAGUUUGCCAUCAUGUCUCGCCUUAUCGAAGGCCUCUCAGAAUACUGACGAGGAUGCUGCUUCUAAUAUGCUAGGAUUACAUCGUGGCGAAUGGGUAGAAGCCAAAGAGAAUUUAUUGAGAGGUACAUGGUUUGGCCCUCUCGAUACAUCAAAGACUCGUCGACUUCGAGGAAAUCCGCGCAUUAAGCUAGCAAACAUACAAAAUCGGAGCCGCCUGCCCUUAUGGUACGAUACAUUUGAUCCGACCGUUUGCAACUGGAUGAUGUUGGUACCGAUAUGUAAAAAGAAUCAGAUACCGUCUGAUGGAUUAACAUCAUCAGUCAGCGCAACAAAUCUGUUGGUGGUCGAGUAUGACGGAAAAAUUUACUUUGUUGCUUCAAGAGAGAUCAGAAAAGGAGAACGACUUGAAGCUGCCUACUCUCCAUCGUACAAAACUUCUAUCGAUAAAAUAAUAGCAGCCGAGAAAAAACGCGUUUGGAGCAAGAUUUCGCAUUCAGCCUCCAUAAAGCGAAGGAAAAUUCGAAGCAGUAACGAAAAUGAAACAUCGAGUGAAGUCGCACCAUACAUCUGCGCAAGCUGUGCAGUUUGCUUUGACAGGGAAUCUAAGUUUCAAAAACAUAUUCAGGAUGCGCAUAGAAACACAUGCGAUUUUGGUUUGAACACUGUAGUUGACAAGCAUCUCAUUCUUUGUGAUAGCGGAGCUACUGGACUACAAGUCGUAGAAAACGUCACGGUACAGUCUGUAAACCAAAAUUUGUUGCAUGAGACGGAACAGCCUACUUCACCACAAAAAUUAAUUGUAGACUUACACUCUAUCGGUGCAGAAACAUCUGGACAAAAUAAGGGGAAAGCAAACCUUGCUCGUUCCUUGGACAUUGACUCGUCACGUGGGCAGGCCGUAAUAGUGCGAGGGUCAAUGGGGGUCGUUGAUAGUACUGCAUGUGAGACGAGACCCGAAAUCUCAGAAGAUGCCCUAGAAUAUGAACAAGAGGCUGUGGACACUUUAGCGACAAUAGACAGUGCUACGUCGGGUGGCCGAAUUGAAUUGGAGGUUGUCGAACGGUUUACUAACCUUUCCAGUACCGGUAGUACAUCAACUAGCUCGGUUAUGCGCAGCGGUGCAGCUUGCCACAUAUGUUUGAAGUGGCUCUCAAGUAGCGCCACGCUGCGCAGCCAUGUCCGCGCAUGUCAAAUGUCAAGGAACGGUGACAUACCUGAUUUAGGAGCGUGCCGUUACUGUGGUUUAGUUCUGACAUCUCUGCCGGAAUACCGCCGUCAUGUGCUCAGCCACCUACUUGAGCACGAGUGUCCACUCUGCAGGGCGCGUUUCAGGUUAGCGUCAUUGGUAGUUUCUCAUGCAUGUCCUUGUCUUCGGGCCAGCCGUGAACUAAGCGUCGAACACCAUUGCGACGUUUGCGAAAUCGAUAUCGGCAACCUGAUCUCGACAGAGGUGCAUUUACGGUUAGGUUGUCAAGGGUAUCGACGACCAUAUAAGUGCGAACGUUGCGAGCAAUCAUUUUACUUGCAAUCGUCUCUACAGUAUCACCUUUGUCUUGUCAAAGGAGAAGAAGGUUUGAGGGAAAUUGAUCUGGAGACAACAGCGCCCGGCUUCGUCUGUGAGACCUGCGGGGCAUUUCUAUCCUCAACGUCGUCACUAAACAAGCACAGAUUAAGGCAUACUAACCCUGCAUUCAAUUGUGCAGAAUGUGGAAAAUCUUUUCAUCGUCAAGAUGGCCUCGAAGGGCACAAGGCCACACAUCAGCGUCAUCGAGAACGGCAGCAGCAGCAGCAACAACAACAGAGCUUACCACUGCCUGAUGUAAAAGUGCUCAGUAAUGAAGCAGCCGAAGGAAAAGACGUUUCGGGUACUGCGGUAUUAUCAUAUCCAUCAGCAGAAAGAGUUACGACAAACAGCACCCAUUGUUGCUACAUAUGCGGUAAAGGAUUGUCUUCCAGGAGUAGCUUACGGGUUCAUCUGCGUAGCCAUAGCACAAACUACCGCUUCCGAUGCCCGCAUUGCGAAAAGGGUUACAACCAGAAGAUAAAUCUUGAGAAACACUUAAUUUCCUCCCAUCAGUCAGUGAAAUUUUGGUGCGGAGAAUGUAAACGUAGCUUUACGUCAAAAGAGUCUUUAGAGUUGCACUCACUGGACCAUCAAGGAGCUCCAAGGGAACAUCGGUGUUCGCUUUGCCCAGCUGCAUUUCAUCGUGUUUACCAACUGAGGAAACAUCAGCGCCACCUGCAUAAUGGUCGCAUAUUUUCGUGUCCGCUUUGUACAUCGACCAUGAAGCUGGCCGGUUCCCUUUUGCGACACCUGCGAACGAUUCACCCGGAUAGACCGGACGUUGCCGCUACGCAGGCUAAAGAGGUUGCUAAUCUGGAUAGGCGUCUGCCAUGAACCGAUUCUGGUAAAGGCGCAAAGGAUGAGAGGGAUCCGGGGGGUGAAUCGAGCAGCAUGGACUCUCAUAAGAAGCCAUCGCUUAUGGAAAAUCGCAACCCAUUACCCAAGUACCGCAAUCAUGCAAAAAAUGUAUAUUUACUAGCAGCAAUCCAGAAUCUGUAGUUGAUAGAGAUUAAUAUUUUAAUUGAUUGAUGACAAAUGAUUGUCUAUAAUGUUGUUAUAUAUGAAUGUCAUUGAAAAAGUUAGAUUGGUAUGGGUCAUUCUACGUUAGCGCAAUGUGUGAUGUAUAAUGGUCUCUUGGGUAUACAAUCUUUCUAUAUUAGAUUGGAGUCAUUUUCAUUUACACAAAGGAAAAUUAUGUACAUUACAGUUACUGCAUACAGUAUAUGCCUAAAAAUUGUUUAGUAAUUUAUUUGACGUUUUGCGGUUAUGACAUGUAUUUCGCGGUCUGUGCCAAGGUGCUACAUGCCGGAUAGAACUUUUUAAAAAGAGAGUGAGAUUAGACAUGACUGCUAACAUCUUCGACCAGUAUUGUAGUUCUUUUGCCGCGUAUAAUUUAAAUAUUGCUUACCCGAAGUAUUUGAUGUACGUGAGCUAACAUUAUAUUCGAUACGCAUAAUUUGAUGUUUUCAGAACUCACCAUUAUAACAUGUAAUAUAAACUAGAUCAAUUUUCGAUGGAAUCGAAGCAAAAUUCUUCAGUGUCUUCAAACAGUCUCUGAAUCUGCUAGCAGAAAGUAUCAUGGUAUCAUUGUAAACGGUGUCCUGAUUUAACAGGAUCCUAAUUCAUGUAGGUUCAUGAUAGUAUUUACAUGAGCCGUCAAACAUUUUGAUCAUUCGAGGAUUGCUUGGAAGCGAAUUAGAAGAUUAGUGUGAGAUCAAUAUCAGUCAAACUGGCAAAUUUGGCAUAGAUUUAAUUAAGUAUUUUCUUUAUUGAUACUGCAAAACGGUGUACAUACCAACUCAACUUGAUUAUAAUUUCUCAUCUUGUCAAAAAACUAAAUAAGCUCUAUUUAUAAGGAAACGUAUGGGAGAAUAGGUACUAUUCUAUACUACUGUAUCAUAUUAUUUGCUGGGAAUGUCUUAAACAAAAAUAUCAGUUGUAAAUGUGCGAGUUUGGUAGAGUUGUGUUUUCUAUUUGAAAUACCGUUGAGGUAAAACUAUAAUUCUCUGUACCGUGUGUGAGACCAGGGUUAGAAUUAUUAUAGGCUUAGCCCCAUUUAAUGAAGUUCUAUCGUAACUCUGUUUUUAACGAAAAGUUUUAUUUGUUCAAAUACGAAAGUAGAAUUUCACAAGCGUAAUUUAGUUUGUUUUACACAGAUUGUGCUAGUCGUAGUUGUUAUAGAGAAAAUGUGCUAAAACAUUUUCAGUAGCUAUUUUAUGCGGAGAUCACACACGUGCUACACCAGUGUUUACUUUUAAUCGUUACAUUAUACGUUUAAUACAAGAAAAUAUAUUAUAUAACUUUACAUGCAUAUAUCGAGCUUUAUAAAUUGCAUAUUUUACUCUAUUGGUCCAUUAAAGUGGACAGUGAAUGACUUUUAUUGAGAAAAUACAAAAAUGAGGUUUCUACAACAAGAAAUAACCAAUAAAAAAGGUGUUGAACAACUACGAUGUUAUGUAGAGAAGACGAUUCGAACUGCAAAAAGGAGACAACUUAUUCACUCAGUGAAAAAUACAAAGAUAUUCGAUUUAACUGUUAUUGAUUACAGAUGUUGUAGUUGGGCAUACCUCCUUUUUUUUAGCACGUAAUACAUUUUUUAUUACGCCUCACUGCCAGCAUUCUAAGCUCAUAAAAUGAGUAGUGCAACAAUGUGGUGCACCUGAUUUUUUUUAAUAAAAGAACUUACGGAUUCAUACAAAAACAUAUUUUUAUUCGUCGAUGACGUUCGAGGCUCAAAUACUGAGAAUAAUAUGCAUAGAAGGUGCAGUCGCUCCUUUAAUUAUCAUCUUAUGGCGGCUCUGUAUUCACAUAAUCGUUGCUCUUUACGCUCCGACAGAAAUCAGUGAAACUCACAAUCUUAUUCAUCCAAAGUCUGUUAUCUCUGUAAAAUCGUAGAAUAUACAUAAUAUCUAUCUUGUUUCCUCUACGCUAACAAAUAAAGAGUUAUAAAAGUAAAUUUUCAUCUUUGAGUACUAAAUUCCGUUUAGCAUACUUUAACAGAACCGAGCAUUUAGAUUUAAUGGUUCUAUGUAGACUAUGCGUUUGUUAUGGACUAACG